AGAAGAGGAAGAACAAGAAGAGGAAGAACAAGAAGAGGAAGAACAAGAUGAAGAAGAAAAGGAACUAGAGGACGAGGACGAACGGGAUUCAGAAAACGAAAAGGAAGUGAACGAAGAAAGUGAAAAAGAAGAAGAAAUGGAAGAUGAUGGUGAACCUGAAGAAGAAUACGAAACUUGGGAUGGAAAGAAAGUAAAAGUGGAAUAUUCGGGCACUAAACUGAAGGCAUUACGAGGGAACAUGAAUAUUGAAUAUCCUGAGAAGACGCAGAUUGUCCGGAUAUUUACAAGCUCAACGUUUACAGAUACAUCGGUUGAACGCAAUACUCUGAUGGAAACUGUGUAUCCCAAACUGAAAAUAUUUUGCCAGAAAAAAGGUUUUGAAUUUCAAGUGGUAGAUAUGAGAUGGGGUGUGCGAGAUGAGGCUACAGAUGAUCAUAUGACCACAGAGUUAUGUAUGAAAGAGCUUUAUGCAUGUCAGAAGGUAUCCACUGGCCCAAACUUCAUAACGUUCCUGGGUCAAAAAUAUGGCUACCGACCGUUUCCAGCUAAGAUUGAGGAAAACGAAUUCCAGCAACUCAUAGGUGCAGUUGAUGGUGAUGAAGAUCGUGCGACCUUACAGCGAUGGUUUAGGUUGGAUAGUAAUGCAGUUCCAAGAGAAUAUAUUUUACAACCAGUGACGUCUAUACUGCCAAAUUAUCGUAAUGAGUCAAAUCAGGAACUGAGAAAGGCAGCAUCGAGCGAGUGGUGGACUUGUUUUGAAAGAAUGCAAAUGGCGUUACGAAAAGCUGCAAUGAAAACUCUGGGAAAGAAUGAGCAACAGAAAUAUGUCAUGUCAGUUACUGAAGAUGAAAUUCGUCGAGGUAUAAUCACAGCGACCGAACCUGAAAAACAUUGCUUCUGGUUUAAGAGAGUUAUAUCCGACCUGAACGAAAAUAUUGCAGAUAAGAAGGCAGGUUCAUUCAUUGAUAAAGUUUGGGGCCAAUCCUCCGCGGACAAAGAAGCACAAGAAUAUUUGAACACUUUGAGAGAAGUCGAUCUUCCAAAAGUUUUGCCUAAGAAGAACACAAAUACGUAUAAUGUAAAGUGGAGUACACAAGGUAUCGACCCCAAACAUGAACAGUCUCACGAUCAAUACAUAAAGAAUCUUUGUCAAGACUUCCACUCUGUUCUUACAAAGAUGAUUGAAGAAGGUAUCGCAGAGAAAUUAAGCAAGGAAAGGAGUAACGACGAAGAAAUAUUUGAUGAAGUUUUCCAACAUGGUAUAUUUUGCCAAAAGAAAUGCAAGUCCUUUCAUGGAAGAGAACCAUUCCUUGAAGAUAUAAGAAAUGAAAUUGAGAAUGGUUCGACAACGGUUAUUCUCCAUGGGGAGUCUGGUUGCGGAAAAACAUCAGUUAUGGCGAAACUGGCAUCUUCGGUGAAGAAAUGGAUUGGGGAUCCAAAAGCAACGUUGAUUUUACGAUUUAUUGGAACAACAGCCAAUUCCUUUGCAAUAAGAGACCUACUAAAGAGCAUUUGCGUUCAACUUUAUAAAGCAACUGGUCAUCAGAUAGAAGAUAUGCCAGAUGAUUUAAAAUCGUUGAAAGAAUAUCUAAACACGUGCUUGGAACUCGCGGCUGACAAACAUCCAGUCAUACUUAUCUUGGAUUCUUUGGAUCAAUUAUCUGGAGAUGACGGUGGACUUCAAUUAGAAUGGCUACCGAAAACAUUACCUAGUAAUGUUUACAUGAUUUUAUCCACGCUACCUGAAGAACAAUAUCUUUGCCUACCAAAACUCAAGAUGCAUUUUCCGGCAAAUGUUUUCAAAGGUGUUCCUAAGAUGAACAAAGAGGAAGCUGGAGGUAUUCUAGAUAAGUGGCUCGGAGAUGCAAAACGUUCACUAACAUCUCAACAACGUCAAACUGUCUUAGAUACUUUCAACAAAUGUCCAUUGCCAUUAUUCUUAAAGCUUUCAUUUGAUGAAGCUUGUCGAUGGAAGUCUUAUACCCCUGAGGGUGAAACGAAGCUACCGUCAACGAUACGUGAGAUUAUUCAUUCGUUGUUUGAUCGUCUUGAAAGGAUCCACGGCAAGAUGCUAGUUAGCCAUGCUUUGGCUUAUAUUUCUGCCAGUAAAAAUGGAUUGACUGAAUCUGAGUUAGAAGAUUUACUAUCACUUGAUGACGAUGUCCUAAAUGAUGUUUAUCAAUAUUGGACACCACCUGUACGUCGUCUACCGCCAUUAAUAUGGCUCCGAGUGAGGUCCGAUCUUGGAGAUUAUCUCGUCGAACGAGGCUCAGACGGUGCACGUGUUAGUUUCUGGUAUCAUCGUCAGUUUAUCGAAGUUUCACGUGAACGUUAUCUCGAAGAGCAUGACUCGGUUAAAGUUCAUUUCAAUAUUGCGGAAUAUUUCCAAGGCCUAUGGUCAGAUGGGAAGAAGAAACCAUUCGUUAACAAACAAGGUGAACAUCUUGAAAUGGAUCGUCUUGUUGCUCAACAACCGUUGAUGUAUGAUGUGAACGAGGACUCUGUUGUUUUCAACAAACGAAAACUGGGAGAGCUCCCUUAUCAUUUACUCAAGAGUAACCAAUUGACCGAGUUAAAAGAGGCGGUGUUAUGUAACUAUGAAUUCCUCUUGGCAAAACUUCGAGCUCUGUCGUGUAGUUUGCUGAUGGACGAUUUCAGAAUGGCUGUCAAUGUGUACCCAGAGGAUGAAGAGCUCCAGUUGCUUUAUGACACGAUCAGUUUGAGUGUAAACGCAUUGACGUUGGAACCAAGACAACUGUCGUCUCAACUGAUUGGACGAUUGUUCAACAUGCAAGAUGAUGACUCGUCAAAUCCUUCCAUAUACAAACUCCUUCAACAACUUCGCUCUUCCUCACCUGUUCCCUAUUUUGUUCCACAUGCAAAGUGUCUAACAUCUUCUGGUGGUCCGUUACUACACGCAAUUGCAGAGCAUGAUGAGUCAUAUAUUGAUUCCAUAUGUCUUUCACAUGACAACGCAGAUAUGCUGACAGUCAUACGAGGAGACGAGGGCUUAGAAGUUCGAAUAUUCAACGUUCGUGCUGGUCUAUUAGAACGAAAACUGAUUUUGACCGAACCUGUUCCACAAGUGUAUACCGUUUGGCAUACAAUCAUGAGCCGCCAUGAUAAACAAAAACUUGUUAUGGUUGGUGGAAGACAUCUCUUAAUAUUCCAUUUGAAAAGUGCCGAGAUGAUUCAUCAGAUCGAGGCUUUAGGUGAAAACCAUGAGUUUAAUCAAACAAGUGAUGGAAUACCUCCUGUAGCCCUUGGUAAUGGCGAUCAUAGCCUUGCUUCUUUCACCGAUGAAGGAAUUAAAGUCUGGAACAUGGAAACAGGAAAGUUAGAAUUUAAAGUGUCCGUAAAAGGUGUGGACACUAAAGAAAGCAUGGGUGCUUUAGAUGCCAGUCGAGACUACGUAGCUUAUUGCAAGAAAGGAUCAACAGAUGUCACAGUGAUCAGUAUUACUAGCGGCAAAGUUAUACAUACUAUUAAGUCUUCUGUUGAGAAAAGUUCCGGGGCAUAUGUGAAAUUCAUCAAGUUGACUGACCAGGGAAAGCUUCUGAUUAUGUCAAGUAAUUCGACCGAAUUGAAAGUCUAUGAUGCGACGUCAGGUAAACUCUUGCAAAAUGUCGCUGGUUUCAACGCUAAUACGACCAUAAAGGAGCUGCUCGUUACUAAUGAUGGUAAGAAAUUAAUCUGUCAAGAUAAAUUCGACAUAGCGAUAUGGGAUAUGGAAUCAUGGAAAUGUCGAAAAGUUCUCAGCGACAUGGCAAACUAUCAUUCCCACAACCUGAAGACAAACGAUGGGAGAAUAUUUGUUCAUGCAAAUGUCACAGAUCGUAUUGUUCGUGUUUACGAUGCCUCUAAGGAUGACGGCAAGGAAACUAAGGCAGAUACCGAUUCGACAAACCAGUGGUCGAUUAACCAGAUAAACGCAUUAUACCCCAGUGUGGAUAAUCGCCAUUUUAUAACAAUCGGAUCAACCAAUAUGGGGUCUGAGAUAAGUAUCUGGGAUGUGAAUCAGGGAAAACAAGUUCGUGUUUUCAAGAAACUGAUGUUUUACCCGAGUGUUCUAAGAAUGGCGUCUCCAACACUUGGUGUUGCUUAUAUCUACAACGAAAAAAUGAAUCAUUACGCAGUCGUUGAUUUCGCCGAAGGUAAAGUCGUACGGCAACUUGAGGGAAAAGCUUGCAAGAGGAUGUAUAUGAUGGACCUCCUGGAUGAAGAAAGGAUGGUGUCCUUCACAAGAGGUCGACGUCAUCUCAAAGAUUUGGAAUAUUGUAAGCGGUAAGAUCGUCCAGAAAAUCAAACUUGGCCAGAAGCAUCGUCUGGAAGCAUUUCUACUGAGCGGCAACAAAAAGAUCAUGGUGGUUGCACAGAUUGGAACAU
Molecule: messenger RNA, 4386 nt
Organism: Dendronephthya gigantea
Lineage: Eukaryota; Metazoa; Cnidaria; Anthozoa; Malacalcyonacea; Nephtheidae
Product: NACHT domain- and WD repeat-containing protein 1-like
Exons: 7
Coding region: 137-4288 (1383 amino acids)
Molecular function (GO): protein binding
Source: RefSeq, a predicted model, not a curated record